GAUCUGCACAACACAGAGCACGAAGCCUAAGACUCGCAGUUAGAUGGCUUCGUCAAGCAUUCUCUCCCUCUCCUUCUUCUCCCUUCUUGUCACCCUCUCCCAUGCCGCCACCUUCGAGAUCGUGAACCGAUGCUCUGACACAGUGUGGGCCGCGGCCGUGCCCGGCGGCGGACGCCAGCUCAACCAGGGGCAGUCGUGGACCAUCAACGUGAAAGCGGGAACGACCGGCGGCCGCAUCUGGGGCCGCACCGGCUGCUCCUUCGACGGGAGCGGCCAUGGGCGGUGCCAGACGGGCGAUUGCGGCGGGUUGCUGGCGUGCACGGCGUACGGUAGCCCGCCCAACACCCUGGCGGAGUUCGCGCUCAACCAGUACAGCAACCACGACUACGUGGACAUCUCCCUGGUCGACGGCUUCAACGUGCCUAUGGACUUCAGCCCCACGUCGGGCGGCUGCCGCGGCAUGCGGUGCACGGCGGACAUCAAAGGGAAGUGCCCCACGGCACUGAAGGCGCCGGGCGGCUGCAACAACCCCUGCACCGUGUUCAAGACGGACCAGUACUGCUGCAACUCCGGCAGCUGCAAGCCGACCGAGUACUCCAAGUUCUUCAAGAGCAACUGCCCCGACGCCUACAGCUAUCCGAAGGACGAUCCGACGAGCCUCGUCGCCUGCCCCGGCGGCACCAACUACAGGGUUGUCUUCUGCCCUUGAGAUCACCGACGCCACUAAUAAGCCUCCCUCGUGUAGGCAACCACGCAGAUAUAUAUAUAUAUAGCAGUCUCCUACAACACAAAUAAGAUGUCAAGAGUGAUGGAAGGUAUUAGCCUUCUCUUGGGCUAAUACUGUUGAGUGAUGUAAUAGAAGUGGUGCAACUAACUAAUACGAUGCAUAAUUAUCACA
Messenger RNA from Musa acuminata AAA Group (dessert banana), 898 nucleotides. Its product is annotated as protein P21-like. Gene Ontology annotation, biological process: defense response. The record is from RefSeq and is a predicted model, not a curated record. Lineage: Eukaryota; Viridiplantae; Streptophyta; Magnoliopsida; Zingiberales; Musaceae. Gene Ontology annotation, cellular component: extracellular region. The coding region runs from base 44 to 709 and encodes 221 amino acids. The transcript has a single exon.